AUGGGGGGCCAGGGCAAGCAGAUCGGGGGGCUGGCGCUGGCUCUGAUGGGUGUUUUGGGAGUGUGUUUGACAUGUGGACUACCGAUGUGGCGUGAGACCUCUUUUGUUGGAGCGAACAUCGUGACUGCGCAGUCAGUAAGUUUGAUUAAAUUCACCACAUUCUUCAGUAUGUCAUCUGAACCAUGUCGGAUUUCUUCAUUAACAACAUCAAGUUUUAGUUCUGCACAUAUUUGACCAUAAACUGAAAAUAAUAUGCAUAUAGGAUGCUCCUCCACACAAAAAGAAAACACCAUGUCAAGAGUUAAUCAAGAGUAAAAAUCCAGCCUCAUAACAUCAUCCUGAAGACCCCCUUUUUCUCUGUGUCAGGUGUGGGAUGGUCUGUGGUUCCACUGUAUCCUUCAGGCCACAGGUCAGCUGCAGUGCAAGAGACACAAAUCACCCAUGACCAAUACCUCUGACCUCGAGGCUGGACGUGUCCUCACCCUGAUCGCCAUCCUGGCUGGUUUUGUGGGCUUCAUCAUCACUCUUCUCGGAGGAGGUGUAGUCAACUGUAGCGGGACUCCGCCGGACCCGUUAGAGCCUCCUGGUCCUUCACCCUCCCAAAAGAAGGUCCUGAAAAUACUUACAUGUUGUGUUGAUUGAACCUCAAGUGAGUUUUGAUGGGUAAUGAAAAAGACAAGAAUUUAUGAGCCUCUUAAGAGCUGCAAAAACAGACUCAACCAUUAAUGAUAAGAUCAACUAUCUCUGUAUCAGAACUUUUAUUGCCUGAAACUGCUGUGAGGGGUAAGUUACAGACUGGGGAAGUCGUAGAAAACAGGUGAAGCUACUUUUUCACCCACUUUGCAAGAGCAAAUAAUCACAGUGAGUGAUGCAUUUGACCAUUAAAAGAGCAGACUGAGACUCCCAAAAAACACUACCUCUUCAUGGACAGGACAAAAUCAGCGUACAAGAGGGCCCACUUUGUCCAGAGGGGGCGCCAAAAUUGACCAAAAUCAGGAGUUCUUUACAAGAGCUUAUGAUGAACGGCAGUGACAGCUGCCGUUCAGAGUGUUUUUACCAAUAAGAACUAUCAUAAUAAAUAAUGAAGGUGUUUAGAUCUGGCAACAUGGCUCUGCUGCAAGAUAAAGCUUUAAAAGCAAGUAGGUGUCUCAAUGCCUUUACUAUGUAGUUUAGAUCGGGUGAACAGUGAUAAUUAUUUAUACUUUCGACCUUGAGGUGAGCAGAACAAAACCUGAUAUCAAAGGGGAAGAAAAACAACCAAUCAAUGCUCACAUCAGUUAUGCAGUUAAAAUCUUAGUUAUAAUUAAUUCUGGGUUUUGUUGGUAUUGAAAACAGUAAAGAUUGUUUGUAUAGGAAAAUACACCUUUAAUGUUGGUUAUUUCAGGUCAAAUGCAGAUCAAAUCAAGUAAAUAAAGAGAAGUUUUAAAGUCUUGUCACUUCACUUCACCUGAGAAAUGUUCUUAUGUAAAUAUCCAGGGUUUUAAACUCUUUAUUUGGAUAAAAAUUAUGGAGUCUCUCAAGGUUGCUCCCACCCCUACUAAAUAGGAAAAAUAGAAUAAUACAUGCAGGAGAAAAACAUUUCAUUUUAGAAAGAAUGCAAUCAUUACUUGCACAUUUGAACAAUACUUUAAGAUAAAACUAGCACUUUAGAUUUAAUUUAGACAAAUUUGGCUCUGGUCAUAUUGGUGUUGUAUCCUUCCUACCACAGACUGUGCUUUUCAAUCACUUAAACAUACUGGAACAUAGUUGAACACGAAUAACUGAAGCAUUACCUCAGUAUGGUAUUGUGUUGGCCAGUAGGGUUUUGGGUUAAAACUGCACCUUCACAGCUUGGUGGUCCAUUGUUCAACCCUUGGUAUAUGCUUUCUGUGUGAGGCAGGAAGUAAUUGCUCCCCUCACACUGUAGUCUGAGCUACUUUUUGUACUGAUAUAAUGAGCUGCUAAAAUGAAAAGAACUAAACAGGAAAGCACUGCGGGGCAGGGCGGUAGUGUUGUGGUGAGGAAUGCUGCCUCACGGCCAAGUGGUCCACAGUUCAUCUGCAGGGGUAUGUUGGUCAUCUCGUUUUUAACAUACUAGAUACCUAUUUUCAUGCCUAAAGGAAGAAUAAAUGAGCCCAACCACCACAUCACUUGCCUGUUUAGUUCUGUUUAUUUUAUUAAUUUUUACAGGAGUGCAAAGCGCAGCCAGCACCACAGUGAGAGCCAAUGAAUCAUGAAAAUUUAAUGGUUCAUGAACACAAUGGAUGUGUUGUUAUUGUAAUUUGGCUGUGUUGUUGGGGCCAAUUGGGAUAUCUCUUCAUGGGGCCCAGAAUCCCCUGUAACCCCCCUGAUCACUGAUACAUUUGUUUUUCCAGGCCUGUCUUGUUGGUGGAGUUCUGUGUAUCCUGGCUGGCAUCCUGUGCCUCAUAUCAGUCAGCUGGUCGGCAGCAGCAACCAUCUCUGUAUACAACGACCCCUUUGUGGCGCCCGCUAUGAAGAGAGAGGUGGGCUCUUCUAUCUACAUCGGAUUUGCCUCGGCUGUGCUGCUCCUACUCGGUGGUGCUCUGAUGUGCUUAAUCUGUGGAGAGGAGAAGAAAUCCCCACCUUCCUACUACUCCUACAUGCCGUAUACCACCAACAGUCAAUACAGCGAUGCUCCAUCCCGCAUGGCCACACCGAGGCCUGUCAUUGUGAGACCCAACUCGAGGACAGGUGAUUUCCCCGGACCAAGGAUGGUGGAGCACGUCGCACAGGUGCACAAUGAUAACUCCUUCAGGAGGGCUCAGAGUGCGGUCGGUAUGUACGAUGCCUGA
Messenger RNA from Xyrichtys novacula (pearly razorfish), 2792 nucleotides. The record is from the annotation of a GenBank genome assembly. Lineage: Eukaryota; Metazoa; Chordata; Actinopteri; Labriformes; Labridae.